Messenger RNA from Pollicipes pollicipes, 579 nucleotides. RefSeq lists its product as uncharacterized. The record is from RefSeq and is a predicted model, not a curated record. NCBI's taxonomy places the organism in Eukaryota, Metazoa, Arthropoda, Thecostraca, Pollicipedomorpha, Pollicipedidae. Bases 1 to 579 code for a protein of 192 amino acids. The transcript has 3 exons.
AUGGUUCGUUGUGCCACACUAGACCGGGGACCACACUGGGUGGAGUUGUGCCACCUGGACCGGGGACCACACUGGGUGGAGUUGUGCCACCUGGACCGGGGACCACACUGGGUGGAGUUGUGCCACCUGGACCGGGGACCACACUGGGUGGACUUGUGCCACCUGGACCGGGGACCACACUGGGUGAAGUUGUGCCACCUGGACCGGGGACCACACAGGGUGGAGUUGUGCCACCUGGACCGGGGACCACACUGGGUGGAGUUGUGCCACCUGGACCGGGGACCACACUGGGCGGACUUGUGCCACCUGGACCGGGGACCACACUGGGUGGAGUUGUGCCACCUGGACCGGGGACCACACUGGGUGGAGUUGUGCCACCUGGACCGGGGACCACACUGGGCGGACUUGUGCCACCUGGACCGGGGACCACACUGGGUGGAGUUGUGCCACCUGGACCGGGGACCACACUGGGUGGAGUUGUGCCACCUGGACCGGGGACCACACUGGGCGGACUUGUGCCACCUGGACCGGGACCACACUGGAUCUGACCCUCACCCGCACCGCUGCCCCCGGAUCUGA